Coffea eugenioides is the source of this 1871-nucleotide messenger RNA. RefSeq names its product farnesylcysteine lyase. Gene Ontology annotation, molecular function: prenylcysteine oxidase activity. The record is from RefSeq and is a predicted model, not a curated record. The coding region runs from base 137 to 1624 and encodes 495 amino acids. The transcript is spliced from 5 exons. Gene Ontology annotation, biological process: prenylcysteine catabolic process; prenylated protein catabolic process. Lineage: Eukaryota; Viridiplantae; Streptophyta; Magnoliopsida; Gentianales; Rubiaceae.
GUUGUUUCUUCGAACGAGUCAGCGGGCGGCUCGGGUUUUAACUUCUGCUGUGUGGUAGAAUUACAUUGCUGCUCUGUCUUAAGAGUCAAGAAAGAGAGAGAACACAAUAUUCACAAGUCCCAGAGGAAUCGGCAAAAUGACGAAAAAGCCCCUAAUCGCGCUAGUAUUCACACUGCUCCUACUACUGUCAUCGGCUUCUCCUUCACCGCUACCGGCCAGUGUUUGCAUAAUCGGCAGCGGCAUCGGCGGAUCGUCGGUAGCUCACUUCCUCCGGCACUACUCCAAUUCGAACCCCUACGAUGCUCAGAUUGGUCAAAUCAGAAUCUUCGAGCGACACGGGGUGGUUGGUGGCCGCAUGGCCACUGUCUCCGUCGCCGGCGAGACCUUUGAGGCCGGAGCCUCCAUUCUCCAUCCCAAAAACUACCACGCCUUGGAGUUCACUAGAUUGCUUAAUCUCACCGUGAGAAAACCAUCCACUUCCAUGUCUUGUUUCUCUUUGGGAAUUUGGGAUGGCCAUAAAUUCAUAUUCAAGACUUUUACCUCGGAUUCCGAAAGUGUGAUCGUCCAAAGCUUUGUUUCACUUGCCAAUUCGAUUAAGAUGUUCCUUCGCUAUGGCCGCUCUCUCUUUCGCAUGACUAAUUUCGUCGAGAGGAUGCUUGGUAAAUUUUUGAAGUAUUAUAAACCAUUUGACAGUCGGCCGGUGUUUGAGAGUGUGGAGGAGAUGCUGAAGUGGGCGGGCCUCUAUGAUUUGACAACUCAGACUCUUGAGGAGGAAUUGGUUGAUGCUGGGUUGUCUCCUCUACUCAUUCAAGAGCUUGUCACGGUGAUCACAAGAAUCAACUAUGGGCAAAGUGUCCGCAUCAGUGGACUAGCUGGUGCAGUAUCUCUGGCAGGGUCUGGGGGUGGCUUGUGGUCAAUUGAAGGAGGGAAUUGGCAAAUGGCGGCCGGACUGAUCAAUCAGUCUCAUGUUGUUUUGGACCCUCACACAGAAAUAGAAUCUUUAUCUUAUGUUUCAGGUCUGUAUGAGCUGAAUUCCACAGAAGGAGAGAGCUAUACAUGCGAGGUAGCAGUCAUUGCUACACCCUUGGAUGAGCUGAAUAUUCAUUUUACACCAGGCAUUUCAAUUCCUGAGAGACAAUUGCAGCACACCUUCACAACAUUUGUUAGGGGUUGCUUAAAUCCUAAAUAUUUUGGUUUCGACAUGGUAUCAGACAUCCCAGAAUUGGUUGGCACCACAGAGACCCCAGGUGUGCCAUUCUCAAGCAUCUCUGUUCUGAACAAGCAUGGGGAGAAAGAUAUGACUUACAAGAUUUUCUCCCGACAACUUAUGCCUGAAGAAUUAUUGAAUCACAUAUUUAGUGUGAGAAAUGAGACCAUCAGAAUAAACUGGGCUGCAUAUCCUCAUUAUCACGCUCCUGAGGUGUUUGCACCAUUGAUAUUGGAUUCCAAAAAUCUCUACUAUGUAAACGCAUUCGAGAAUGCUGCUAGCACCAUGGAAACGAGUGCUGUUUCAGCAGAGAAUAUAGCUCGUCUUAUCCUCUCAAGACUCUCCAGUCAAAACUGUUCAGGUACAUCGGGCCUGAAAAACUUUUGCUCUGAAUACCAAAUGCAUUCAGACCUAUAAGGGUAAGCAUUGCAGCUAUACGGUGUUGCAGAGAUGUAUACACUUAAGUAGAUUAUAGCUCGAAAAGAUGCAAUUAAAUGCAUUUUAAACCUUUAUGACUUAAUUAGAGCAGCUGCUGUAUGUUUGGCAGAGAUAUAUAUGUAUGUGUGUAUGUAUACCUUGUAAGAUAUCUAAUCAAUCAUGAUGUCUAAGAAUAAGUUCAGUGUAAUGCCUGAUCAGUUGAGGGUAACCCAUGUGUUUCAUUUUC